CUGCCGCCCCUCCUGCCGCCGCUGCCGCCCCUCCUGCCGCCGCUGCCGCCCCUCCUGCCGCCCCUCCCGCCGCCGCCGCCGCCGCUGCCGCCGCCCCUGCCGCCGCCGCCGCCCCUCCUGCCGCCCCUGCCGCUGCCGCCCCUCCUGCCGCCCCUGCCGCCGCCGCCCCUCCUGCCGCCCCUGCCGCCGCCGCCCCUCCUGCCGCCCCUGCCGCCGCCGCCCCUCCUGCCGCCCCUGCCGCCGCCGCCCCUCCUGCCGCCCCUGCCGCCGCCGCCCCUCCUGCCGCCCCUGCCGCCGCCGCCCCUCCUGCCACUGCCCCUCCUGCCGCCGCCGCCCCUCCUGCCACUGCCCCUCCUGCCGCCGCCGCCCCUCCUGCCCCUCCUGCCGCCGCCGCCGCCCCUGCCCCUCCUGCCGCCGCCGCCCCUGCCCCUCCUGCCGCCGCCGCCGCCCCUCCUGCCGCCGCCGCCGCCCCUCCUGCCGCCGCCGCCGCCCCUCCUGCCGCCGCCCCCGCCGCCCCUCCUGCCGCCCCCGCCGCCGCCCCUCCUGCCGCCCCCGCCGCCGCCCCUCCUGCCGCCCCCGCCGCCGCCCCUCCUGCCGCCCCCGCCGCCGCCCCUCCUGCCGCCCCCGCCGCCGCCCCUCCUGCCGCCCCCGCCGCCGCCCCUCCUGCCGCCCCCCCGCCGCCCCUCCUGCCGCCCCCCCCGCCGCCCCUCCUGCCGCCCCCCCCCGCCGCCCCUCCUGCCGCCGCCCCCGCCGCCCCUCCUGCCGCCGCCCCCGCCGCCCCUCCUGCCGCCGCCCCUCCUGCCGCCGCCCCUCCUGCCGCCGCCCCCGCCGCCCCUCCUGCCGCCGCCCCCGCCGCCCCUCCUGCCGCCGCCCCCGCCGCCCCUCCUGCCGCCGCCCCCGCCGCCCCUCCUGCCGCCGCCCCCGCCGCCCCUCCUGCCGCCGCCCCCGCCGCCCCUCCUGCCGCCGCCCCCGCCGCCCCUCCUGCCGCCGCCCCCGCCGCCCCUCCUGCCGCCGCCCCCGCCGCCCCUCCUGCCGCCGCCCCCGCCGCCCCUCCUGCCGCCGCCCCCGCCGCCCCUCCCGCCGCCGCCCCUCCUGCCGCCGCCCCUCCCGCCGCCGCCCCUCCUGCCGCCGCCCCUCCCGCCGCCGCCCCUCCCGCCGCCCCUCCCGCCGCCGCCCCUCCCGCCGCCCCUCCCGCCGCCGCCCCUCCCGCCGCCGCCCCUCCCGCCGCCGCCCCUCCCGCCGCCGCCCCUCCCGCCGCCGCCCCUCCCGCCGCCGCCCCUCCCGCCGCCGCCCCUCACGCCGCCGCCCCUCCCGCCGCCGCCCCUUCUGCCGCCGCCCCUUCUGCUGCUCAUUCCGCCACCACUGCCACACCUCCUGCCGCCCCACCACCACCCCACCUCUCAUUCGCUGGGUGAUUGGCAAUAG
This is a messenger RNA of Rhineura floridana, 1425 nucleotides long. RefSeq names its product basic proline-rich protein-like. The transcript has a single exon. NCBI's taxonomy places the organism in Eukaryota, Metazoa, Chordata, Lepidosauria, Squamata, Rhineuridae. The annotation marks the transcript as partial. The record is from RefSeq and is a predicted model, not a curated record.